CUUCUUCUUCCUCUUCUUCUUCUCUUUUGUCUUCUUUCCCUCUUUUCUAUCUUUUUUUCCUACUUCUAAGAAGAAGAAGAAAGAGAAAUGGAAAAGGGAAUUAUGAGAGUUGCAGAGCCUCUGAUUGUGGGAAGAGUUGUGGGAGACGUUCUGGAUUCUUUCAGUCCCACCAUUAAAAUCUCUGUAACUUACAACAGCAACAAGCAUGUCUCUAAUGGCCAUGAAAUCUUCCCUUCCACACUUGGUUUCAAACCUAGGGUUGAGAUUCACGGAGGUGACAUGAGAUCCUUCUUCACACUGGUUAUGACAGAUCCAGAUGUUCCUGGACCUAGUGAUCCUUAUCUAAGAGAGCACCUGCACUGGAUGGUGACCAACAUUCCAGGCACAACCGAUGCAACAUUUGGUAGGGUUACCAAUUAACUAUAUUUUUUUUCCCCUUAUAAAUGUAUAUUAUUUGUGAUUAUAUAGACACGAAUUUAUAAUGGCUCUUAAU
Messenger RNA from Carica papaya (papaya), 493 nucleotides. The record is from RefSeq and is a predicted model, not a curated record. NCBI's taxonomy places the organism in Eukaryota, Viridiplantae, Streptophyta, Magnoliopsida, Brassicales, Caricaceae.